CCCCCAGCCGCCUUCCCGGUCUUUCUGCACCUGCCCGGCCUCCCAGCCUCGGCUCUCGGGGCGGGAAGCGUAUGGCUCUGCGGGGCUGGGGUUCCUCCGUGGAGUUUUCGGGACAGGAUGCGCGGUCCCCGGGGUGGCGCGUGCGUCUGCAUCUGGAGAUGCCCGCCGCUCUAGGGCCGGGGGAUGGGCUCGGGCCGCACAGCCGGGCCGGGGCCGAGCCGGCGGGGGACGGCCCGGGACCCCACGGGAAAGAGACGCUUCCUUCCCGGCCUCCUGCUGCCCGGAAAUCCCCCCGCGCUCGGACUGCCUGCCGCGCGGGGUCGCGGGCAAGGGCGGCGCGAGGGGGCGGGGAGGCACGGGCUGCACGAUUCGGGGAAAGCAGAAGCGAGCCCCGCUCUGACGAGCUGGGAUCUGGGAAGAGAAACUCGAGGGCGCCGCCGCCCCCACCCCAGCGCUCGGCUGACCGCUCCUCUUAGAAGCGCGCAGAAGAGGGUCUCUGGGGAGUGGACGGCUAGCCCACUGCUCGCACCUCCCGGCUCCACGGCGGAGGAUUGGGCCACUUCCCCGCCACGCCCUCCUCUCGUAUCGGGGUGCGCCCGCCCCGCCCGGCCCUCCACUCGCGCCGGUAGCAGCACUGGCCCACGGCGCAGGACCAGCCCAGGACCCGAGAGGCCGCCGCAACAGGCCCGUUAUCCACCCACCCUCGGACCCGCUCCCGACCCCAGACCCGCCGGAUCUUCUGCCGACACUGCUGUCCCCAGAGCGGCCGGGGCCAGCACCCCUCUGAACCCCAGGGCUGCCCACGGCUGGAGCGCGCCAUGCGGCUGCGGGAGCUCCCGCCCCGGUUCUGGCUCCUGGCCCUGCUGCUCCCGCCGCUGCCGCCGCCAGCGCGCGCUGAGACCUCGGCGCAGGACGUGAGCCUGGGCGUGGACUGGCUGACCCGCUAUGGCUACCUGCCGCCACCUGACCCAGUGCAGGCCCAGCUGCAGAGCCUGGAGAAGCUUCGUGAUGCGGUCAAGGUCAUGCAGAGGUUCGCUGGGCUGCCUGAGACCGGCCUCAUGGAUCGGCAGACCCUCGCCACCAUGCGCAAGCCCCGCUGCUCGCUGCCCGACGUGCUGGGGGCGGCCGGGCUGGUCCGGCGCCGCCGCCGCUAUGCCCUGAGUGGCAGCGUGUGGCCGAAGCGGACCCUGACGUGGAGGGUGCGUUCCUUCCCCCGGAGCUCCCGGCUGAGCCAGGAGACGGUGCGGACCCUCCUGAGCUACGCACUGGCCGUGUGGGGCGCCGAGUCCGGCCUCACCUUUCACGAGGUGGAUGCCCGGCACCAGGAACCCGACAUCCACAUCGACUUCGCCCGGGCCUACCACCAGGACAGCUACCCCUUCGACGGGCUGGGGGGCACCCUGGCCCACGCCUUCUUCCCCGGGGAGCACCCCAUCUCCGGGGACACCCACUUCGAUGAUGAGGAGACCUGGACUUUCGGGUCGAAAGAUGGCGAAGGGACAGACCUGUUCGCCGUGGCUGUCCACGAGUUCGGCCACGCCCUGGGACUGGGGCACUCCUCCGCCCCCAACUCCAUCAUGAGGCCCUUCUACCAGGGCCCCGUGGGCGACCCCGACAAGUACCGCCUGUCCCAGGAUGACAUCGAAGGCCUGCAGCAGCUGUAUGGGAAAGUGCCCCAAACCCCACAGGGCACGCCCACUCGGAGACCCCUGGCUCCUCCCCCUCUGCCCCCGACCCCGCUCCCAGACAGCCCUACGUGGCCCAUCCCAGACCGGUGUGAGGGCCACUUCGACGCUAUUGCCAACAUCCGCGGCGAAACCUUCUUCUUCAAGGGCCCCUGGUUCUGGCGCCUGCAGCCUUCGGGGCAGCUGGUGUCGCCCCGGCCCGCGCGGCUGCACCGUUUCUGGGAGGGGCUGCCCGCCCAGGUGACGGUGGUCCAGGCCGCCUACGCGCGGCACCGCGACGGCCGCAUCCUCCUGUUCAGCGGCCCGCAGUUCUGGGAGUUCCGGGACCGACAGCUGGACGGCCCGGCGCGGCCGCUCACCGAGCUGGGGCUGCCGCCGGGGCUGGAGGUGGACGCCGUGUUCUCGUGGCCGGCCAACGGCAAGACCUACCUGGUCCGGGGCCGGAGCUACUGGCGCUUCGACGAGGAGGCCCGGCGCGCCGACCCCGGCUACCCCCGCGACCUGAGCCUCUGGGAGGGGGCGCCGCUAGCGCCUGACGACGUCACGGUCAGCAACGCAGGCGACACCUACUUCUUCAAGGGCACCCAAUACUGGCGCUUUCCCAAAGGCAGCGUCAAGACCGAGCCGGACUCCCCUCAGCCCAUGGGGCCCGAGUGGCUGGACUGCCCCGCCCCCACCUCGGGCCCUCACGCCCCCAAGCCCCCUAAAGCGACCCCCAAGUCCGGAGCCUGCGAUUGCCAAUGCGAGCUCAACCAGGCGGCGGGCCGGCCGCCCACGCCCUUCCUGCUGUCCCUUCUGCCCCUGCUGGCAGGGGGCCUCGCCUCCCGCUGCGGGGGGUCGUCCUAAGCUGGGCACUCCCUACCUGGAAAGGGGCCGGACGUGGUAGGGGUUUGGGAGGCGCAGCCCGGCCCCUUCCUGUUGCCAGGGACGAUGGCUCCCGCGAGGACGAGCCGGGGGAUUCUCCGCAGAGGGCGGCGCCACCUGAGACCUGACCGCCCUGGCGCUGGGCUCGGCCUCCCGGGACUACGGCGCUCCACAGCCGCCUCCGAGGCGCGCCGCCAGGGGGCGCCCGCGCGCAGCGACCCCGCUCCGCUCCCGCUCCAAGCGGCCGCCAGGGGCGGUGUGGACCUGGCCCAGCCUCGGGGGGAUCCAACUGGACGAGGCAGCCAGGGACAGAAGGCUGCUGGGCUGCUGGAGGCCCGGAUGUGUUCUGCCCGCCCCCUCGCGGGUCACUGGAAGGGGAUGCUGCCCCCACGGGACUCUCCCCCCCUUGCCCCAUCCGGAACAGCCGGCCUGACCUGGAGUGCCU
Oryctolagus cuniculus (rabbit) is the source of this 2994-nucleotide messenger RNA. RefSeq names its product matrix metallopeptidase 25 (gene MMP25). Gene Ontology annotation, cellular component: plasma membrane; extracellular matrix. Lineage: Eukaryota; Metazoa; Chordata; Mammalia; Lagomorpha; Leporidae. The record is from RefSeq and is a predicted model, not a curated record. Gene Ontology annotation, molecular function: metalloendopeptidase activity; zinc ion binding. Gene Ontology annotation, biological process: collagen catabolic process; extracellular matrix organization; proteolysis.